Molecule: messenger RNA, 636 nt
Organism: Penicillium psychrosexuale
Lineage: Eukaryota; Fungi; Ascomycota; Eurotiomycetes; Eurotiales; Aspergillaceae
Exons: 2
Coding region: 1-636 (211 amino acids)
Source: RefSeq, a predicted model, not a curated record
AUGCCGGUCUAUAUGCUCCACGGCUUCCGCUGGCCCCGCGCCGGGUUCACGGGGAUCCGCGUAUACAUCGUACUCCACAACCUGGAAGAAGCAGCAGCGGAAUACAUCCAGCAACCGCUGACGACCGAGCUUAUCGCAGAAUCCUUCCACAAAACCCAAGCGGACCUGGUGACCCGGCUGCCAGAGCUGUCGUUUAUCGAGCAGUAUGACCCCGCCGACGAGACGAGUGGCACCGUCAGCCAGGACCAUGCGUAUAUUUCAACGCGGGUUCUGGAGAUGCCGGAGGACGGGGGUGGUGGUGGCGCCGGAGAGAAUAUCGAUUGCGUGGAACAGGGCUCUGGGUUGACGGACGACCAGAUGGCGGCGCUGGAGGAAUUGCGCGAUCGCCUAGCUCCCGGCGAGAAAAUCGGCUGGUAUCUUGUCUACAAUGGGGAUCCGGAACGGUGGUAUCCUGAUUCCGAGGAGGAGGAUUACGGGUCUGAAGAUGAGUCUGAGGAUGAGAGCCAGACUCGGCGCCAGAGUCAGGCUCAGAGCCAGGCGCAGAGCCAGAAGGGGGGUAGUCCGAAAGAGCCUCCUAGGCCGCAGAGCUAUACGACUCGUCUGACGAGGUUUUUCAAUCGGAUGAGCUCGGGGUGA